CUAAAGACAUGUGCUUUUUCAUUAUUCAAAAUAAGCUACUGAAAUGGUUUGGUUCUCUGCUGUCACUCAAGUGCAUUCAAGGCAGUCUGGAGAGUGUGUUUACGCAGUGGAUGAUGUGUCCUUUGUCAACUGUGAGCAAGACUUUCUCCCUCCCGCUCUGACAAACUACAGCUGCAACUUCGAGGAAGGUCUCUGUAUUUGGAAGCAGGCGGCUGAUGAUGACUUGGACUGGAGCGUCAGGUCUGGCCCCACAGAGACGCCCAACACUGGACCUCCAGCAGACCACACCAGUGGCACAGGGAGUUAUCUUUACAUGGAGAGCUCUCCACCGACGGUGAAGGGGAGUGUGGCUCGGCUGAAGUCUUCACCGCUGCCACCUGCUGGCGAGGAAGGAUACUGCCUGUCAUUUUGGUACCACAUGUCCGGCGCCACGGUGGGCUCUCUGAGGAUCCUUUUGCAGUCCACCGAUCCCUGGAACAGAACUCUGGUGUGGCAAAAGUCGGGAGACCAGGGGGAGGAGUGGCUUCUGGCGCGGAGUCACGUGACCUUGCAGGACGUGCACCAAGUGAUUUUGGAGGCCACCGUGGGGGGCGAGGCUGGGGACGUGGCUGUCGAUGACCUGGCGCUCGCCAGCGGCCCCUGUCCUACCUCCGAUGUGUGCGACUUUGAGGAGGGGAGCUGUAACUGGCAGCAGGAGACGGAAGAUGAUGCAGACUGGAUCAGACAGUCAGGCCCGACCUUUAACCCCAACACGGGACCAGACAGCGACCACACCACCGAGUCGCCCGCCGGACACUACUACUACCUGCCCUCUUCUGGGGCCGACCGUGCCGGGGACACGGCUGUAAUGUCCUCGCCCCUGUACGGCGAGGGGAAAGGAGUUUGCGUGCAGCUGUGGUACCACAUGUUUGGCGCCGGUGUCGGGACACUCAACGUUUAUCAGCGGAGCGAGAACAAGCAGCGGCAUCUGGUUUUCUCUCGCACCGGAGACCAGGGUGAGAUGUGGCGGUUUGCUCAGGCACCACUUCUGCCUGACACACAGCCUUUCAGGCUUGUGGUGGAAGGAGUGAAGUCCGGACCGACCCUGGAAGGAGACAUGGCCUUCGACGACGUCCGCCUGACUGACACCGAGUGUCCCCCAGCGGGACAUUGUGAUUUUGAGAGCAACAUGUGCGGCUGGAGGAACCUGGCGGGUGACGUGGAUCAGGCCGACUGGCUCCGUGGACGAGGCGCGUCCACCACGUUGGGGCCCAGUGUCGAUCACACCACCAACUCUUCUCAAGGUUACUAUCUGUACGUGGACAACUCAGUGGGCGAGUGGGGCACCAGGUCCCUCCUGUCUGGAGAUGUGCUCCAGCCGUCCACUAGAGGGCACUGUCUCAGAUUCUGGUACUACAUGUUUGGGGAUGUUGGAACCCUGCGAGUCUCAGUCAAUGACAGACAAACGAGUGCCAGUGGUAACAAGGAGGGGUUACCAAAGUGGACAGAGUCAGGGAACAAUGGGAACAAGUGGAAGGAGGCCAGUGUGUUUAUUACACUGGACCAGCCCUUCUGGGUGGUGUUUGUGUCUCUGAGAGGGAAGGAAAGCGCCGGCUACAUUGCUCUGGAUGACGUCACCAUCCUUCCUGGACCCUGCCACUCUGAGGUCGUCUCCCCGUCUGGACAAGAUCCAAAGUUUGUGGUGCUGAUCGUGGGCCUCACUCUUCUGGCCGGACUCGUCAUCGUGGUCUGCCUGGUGGUGGUCAACAGGAAGUGCUCGUCCAGGAGGAGUGGAGCGGUGGCGAGCGACCGUGUGACCGUGUCGGGCUCAGUGAUCGACCUCUUCAGCGGCAGCAGAGAUGACACCGAGACUGGCGUGGUCUCCUUCAGCAACAGUCUGUACGACCCCUCGGCUCGUGGCAUGUCAAGCGCAUGACCCCGGAGAGUCUCUCCAUCAUUUCAGUGGCUCGCUGUUCAGACUCUCUGACCACAGUCUAGGAAAGCUCUUUUUUUCUGAUGAAAUUGGAUAAAGUGAAGGUUUGGUCUUGUACUUGUUUUGGGACGACAGUGUUUUUUAAUCCUGAUAUUAGAUUAAACUGCCUUUCUUCUACCCAAACUGGGGAAAUGUUGGUUGUUGCAGCAGCAAACAAACAUUAAAGACGUGGACAAAGUUCAUAUUCCGAUGGCACAUACUCCAUAUAGGUCCAUAUGAAGGAGCUUAGGUGGAGCGUCAGAGGCGAAGUGUCUCAUGGAAACAGCAGACUGAACACAGAGCACACGCUGACCUGAACACACCUAACAGGAGCACAUGUGCAGGAGCUGAGAGCGGAGCAGCCCUGCAAUCGUACGGUUUGAAUCCCAGCUGCAGAGAGGCUUGCUACUUCAGGAGGUGGCUCAUUGGACUGAUGGCUGGGUGACCCACGUGUUGAGGCUGAAGAGCAAUAUCCCCAUAUUUCAAGUGAGAGCAAAUGCCGGAUCCAAGUCAAAGCCAGACAAUAAACCUGGCUGAUUCUCAUGUGUAGAAUCUGUGUAGUUCCAUCACAGAGCAACAACACUGUCGAAAGAGGAAAAUUGACGUAACAAAAAUGAAAGACUUUAUAAAAUAAUAAAGGAAAAGCAACACAAAAAUGCCAAACAAUGAGCAGUGAGUCCAGUCACAUAUGUACCGACAGAACUUGCCUGUGUGAGUUCUGUCAUGUUGAGUGUUGGUUUCUCUGAGUCAGGGUUAUUGCCUAGGUGGGUGAGGAUCCCACCACCUAGGACAGUGCUCUGGUACAGCGUGCAGUCAUGAACAAACGAACCAUCAACACCGUUCAUAAAUCAACGAGUGAAACCGGUAAUAUCAGAAGUGACACAACAGAACAAAGGCUCUUCAUGAAUUCAUCAGUCUGACGGGGGAAACGCUGCCAUUCUACUUUCAUGAGUCACUCAAUGGAACCAAGCUGAAUUUCUCGGUCGAGUGGAGGCGUUGUGCCUGACGCGGGUCGGCGGCAGAACAAUGGACCGCGUCCGGCUUCUGCCGAGGCCGACCCUCCUCCAGCCCUCCCACUGUCGGCGGCGUCCUGCGUCUGUGGAGAGCGUGCGACCCGAUUGGUCAGCGUCCAGAUUGACAGCCUCGCCAGCCUAUCAGCGGCCGCUUCCGUCAUUAUCCCCGGCCCCAGCCUCACUUCCGUCCAUCCCAUCGCGCUCAGUGACAACGGUGGAGCUCCGGGCUGGAACAAUGGGCGUCCAAGUUGAGACCUUAAAGCCAGGCGACGGUGCCACUUUCCCCCGCGGUGGGCAGACGGUCACGGUGCACUACGUCGGCACGCUGACGAACGGCCAGAAGUUCGACUCGUCCAGGGACCGGGGGAAGCCGUUCCAGUUCAAGAUCGGACAGGGACAGGUGAUCCGCGGCUGGGACGAA
Synchiropus splendidus (mandarinfish) is the source of this 3385-nucleotide messenger RNA. RefSeq names its product peptidyl-prolyl cis-trans isomerase Fkbp12-like. The coding region runs from base 44 to 1915 and encodes 623 amino acids. Gene Ontology annotation, cellular component: membrane. The transcript has 16 exons. NCBI's taxonomy places the organism in Eukaryota, Metazoa, Chordata, Actinopteri, Syngnathiformes, Callionymidae. Gene Ontology annotation, molecular function: peptidyl-prolyl cis-trans isomerase activity. The record is from RefSeq and is a predicted model, not a curated record.